AUUCACAAAAUUCUCUUUCACUUUCAUGAGUAUAUAUGAAUUCAUAAACAAAUUACAAAAUAUAUGUAUAUAUCAUAUAAAAAGUGUGAAUAUAUAUCCAUAUAUAUAAAUAUAGUAUUUAAAAAAAUGGAUAACAAUAUGGAAGAGAAAUGGAUAAAACACUAUAGCAGCUGGCAGAAGAUGCUUUUGGUUGGGGAAGGGAAUUUCUCAUUUUCUUCAUGUUUAGCUAGAGCUUUUGGCUCUGCAACUAACAUGGUUGCGACUUCUUUUGAUGAUAAAGUGACUUUGUUGAGGAGGUAUGGGAUAAACUGCGCAUCGUAUUUGGAGGACUUGGAAGAGAGAGGGUGUUUGGUGUUACAUGAAGUGGAUGUACAUGACAUGAACCAACAUCCAACAUUAAAAUCCAUGAAAUUUGAUGUUAUCAUCUUCAACUUCCCUCAUGCAGGCCAUGUAAGCUGGUUAAAAGAAAGAGACGAAUUACUUAUCGUGAGGCAUAGGCAUUUGGUGAGGGCUUUUUUUGAAAGUGCGAGUGAGUUGUUGAAAGAAGAUGGUGAAGUUCAUAUAACACAUAGGGAUGACGAUCCAUAUAGACAAUGGAAACUGGAGGAGCUUUGUGAAACUGCUGGUUUUUGUUUGAAAGAGAAAGUAGAAUUCAAUAAGAAGGACUACCCUGGCUAUAUCAAUAAGAGGGGCGGCAAUAUCAACGGCAAUGUUACGUUUCCUCUCAAGGACUGCAGCUUCACAUUUAAAUUUUAUCUGCAAGAAUCUGGUUCCUCAUUGACUUCUAAUGAUGAUGAUGGAUAUCAUAAGGCUAGUGAAGCUAUUGCUAAUGAACUGAGUGGCAUUUUAGCUGAAUUGGGUUCAAAGUUUGGACUCAAUUAGGUGGCCCAUUAUGUAUGAGAAAUGGGUUUGGUUUCUAAAUGAUAUAUCCAAACCUCGGAGGAGUAGAAGGUUAGAGUUCUCCUGUACUUUGAUUUAAGGUUGAUUCAGAAUAUACUGUGAGAGUUGAAUUUGAAGAAACCCAAUUUUAUUUUGUUA
Messenger RNA from Ziziphus jujuba (common jujube), 1038 nucleotides. RefSeq lists its product as uncharacterized. Lineage: Eukaryota; Viridiplantae; Streptophyta; Magnoliopsida; Rosales; Rhamnaceae. The transcript is spliced from 3 exons. Gene Ontology annotation, cellular component: cytoplasm. Bases 64 to 882 code for a protein of 272 amino acids. The record is from RefSeq and is a predicted model, not a curated record. Gene Ontology annotation, molecular function: rRNA (uridine-N3-)-methyltransferase activity. Gene Ontology annotation, biological process: rRNA base methylation.